This is a messenger RNA of Alligator sinensis (Chinese alligator), 1119 nucleotides long. RefSeq names its product phospholipase A2 inhibitor and Ly6/PLAUR domain-containing protein-like. Lineage: Eukaryota; Metazoa; Chordata; Crocodylia; Alligatoridae. The coding region runs from base 111 to 797 and encodes 228 amino acids. The record is from RefSeq and is a predicted model, not a curated record. The transcript has 6 exons.
GAAGGAAGAGCUGAGGAUAGUGGUUGCUUCAGAGAAGAGCCUUGAACCCCUCUAGGUCACCAAAGGCAAAAAAACAGGUCCUACUGGAACUCAGUUCUUUUCCUGUCACCAUGAAGCCUCCCCUCACCCUUAAUCUCUUCUUGGCCCUCCUCACUGUGACAGGAGCUCAGAUAAUCAGAGAAAAUUCCCUCUCCUGUUUCGACUGCAAGUCUGGGGGGAGGUGCUCUCAUGUGCCGCAGGUCUGCCGCUCUACUCAGGAUGCCUGCAUCUUUGUCUCAGAGCACAACACCCUUGGAGCUGAAAGUACCGGCACGUAUCAGUCCUGUACCAAUUCGAAGAAAAGCUUCACUGGCUUUGUGGGUCUUUACUUUGGGGAGGCCACAAUGGUGGAAAUCAAGUCAGAGAUUUGCAACACUGAUGACUGUAACGCACAGUUGACGUGGUCCAAUUCAGCAAUCAACAGUGUUCCUAAUGGCCUUCAUUGCCCCACAUGCUAUGCCCCGGGGUUUAGUACCUGCGAGAGCACUGGGAACCUCCGCUGCAAGGGAGGGGCCGACCAAUGUAUCUAUGCAGUUGGGAAGAUUUCUCAAGGAGGUGUUGCCAUUCCCUUCGCUGCCCAUGGUUGUGCUACACAGACUGCCUGCCACCUGACCACCCUGGAGGCCGGCGUGUUCACCUACAACCUGACCCGGCAGGACUGCAGCCCAGCGCCCCGUGCACCAGCCAGUGGAAGCCUCUGGGUGACAGGCUGUGCCCCCUUAUUCCUCCCCAGCCUCUUUGUCCUUCUGCUGCAUUAACUGCCCGCUUGGUAUCUCCGGGGCAUCAGGCCUCAAUCGCACUGGGAUCUGUGGAGAGCUGACACCCCCCCCCUUGCCUCCACCCUUUGCCUCAGUUUCCCACCUGAGGAAAAAGUAGGAUGCAAGUACCAUAUUUUCUUGUAUACAACAUGCUCCUGAAUAUGAUCCACACUUAUUUCAUUUUGCUUUUAUUUAAUUCCAUUUCAUUAAAUUCUAUCUUAAUUCCAUGGUUAAUUAAUUGAAGGUAAAUUUAAUGAACAGUUACAGUAAUUUGAAUGUAGUUAAUUAAAAACUGAAUUAGUUGAAAAAUCCAUUAAUUUGA